CCCUUCCCACUUUUACUGUUGUUUCACUUUCAUUGUACAAGCUGCAAAGGAGUUUCCUUCGGGGAUCACAAACGGGAACAUUAGGUAACUAUCGGUGGGAUAAACAACAUUUACCAGCUAAGAUGACAGGUAAACCUUUUGCUGCCAAGAAGUUCCACAAGAUACGCCAGUUCUUCCUGGGGAUAGACCCUCAGGAGCCCUUGAGGAUCAUGCUCAUUGGGAAGAGUGGAGCCGGCAAGAGCUCUAGUGGGAACACCAUCCUCAAUAAAACUGUCUUCAAAUCUGACAUGAAGCUGAAAAGAGUCACUAUCUACUGUGAAAAGGAAGAUGGGAGGGUUGAAGAUAGACGUGUCUCCAUCAUUGACACACCUGGGCUUUUUGAGGAAGGCCGUGACAAGGAUGAAAAGGAUGAAAUUAUUCGGGAGAUCCUGAUGCGAGUGAAGCUCCAGCAGCCAGGCCCUCACGUCUUCGUGUUUGUGAUUCCUUUAGGAAGGAUGACCCAGGCAGACCAAGACACCAAGAAACUGAUUGAAGCUAAAUUUGGCCCCAACGUGUGGGACUACACCAUCGUGCUGUUCACACACGGCGAUCGUCCGGAAGGGAAAACUAUAAAUGAUGUCAUCACUGAGAGUGACAACGACCUCCGCGACUUUGUCCGCAAGUGCAGCGGUGGUUUCCACGUCUUUAACAACAAGCACCCAGAGGACAAGACGCAGGUGACGCGCCUUAUAGAGAAGAUCGAGACCCUGGUGGCCCUGAAUGGAGGCGGUCACUACCGCACAGAGUUCUAUCCCUGGGAAGAGAGAAAGAUCAGGAGGGAGCAGGAGAGAAUCCUGGCAAAGAGAGAAAAUUUUAUCAAGCGUAUGGACGACGAAGGGAGGGAUUAUGGCUGCAUAAUAGAGCUCCCCCUGAGGUCGAAGGAAGGAUGGAGAAAUGCGGAGGAGAGUUCAAGAAUAGAAGCAGAAGCUAUCUCCAGAAGAAACGCGGUUCUAGGUUAUUUGGUUCCGUUUGUUCUGUUUCUAUUCCUGGUGUGGGUGUUCAGACAGCCGCAGAAAUGUCUUUCAGCGGCCACACUUCCCACUUUUACCGUUGUUUCACUUUCAUUUUACAAGCUGCAAAGGGGGUUCUUUCGGGGAUCACAAACGGGAACAUUAGGUAACUAUCGGUGGGAUAAACAACAUUUACCAGCUACGAUGACAGGUAAACCUUUUGCUGCCAAGAAGCUCGACAACUCCCCCAUGAAGGAAGAAAACGCCCCUCAGGAGCCCUUGAGGAUCAUGCUCAUUGGGAAGAGUGGAGCCGGCAAGAGCUCUAGUGGGAACACCAUCCUCAAUAAAACUGUCUUCAAAUCUGACAUGAAGCUGAAAAGAGUCACUAUCUACUGUGAAAAGGAAGAUGGGAUGGUUGAAGAUAGACGUGUCUCCAUCAUUGACACACCUGGGCUUUUUGAGGAAGGCCGCAGCAAGGAUGAAAUUGUUCGGGAGAUCCUGAUGCGAGUGAAGCUCCAGGAGCCAGGCCCUCACGUCUUCGUGCUUGUGAUUCCUUUAGGAAGGAUGACCCAGGAAGACCAAGACACCAACAAAUUGAUUGAAGCUAAAUUUGGCCCCAACGUGUGGGACUACACCAUCGUGCUGUUCACACACGGCGAUCGUCUGGAAGGGAGAACGAUAAAUGAUGUCAUCACUGAGAGUGACAACAACCUCCGCGACUUCGUCCGCAAGUGCAGCGGUGGUUUCCACGUCUUUGACAACAAGCACCCAGAGGACCAGACGCAGGUGACGCGCUUUAUAGAGAAGAUCCAGACCCUGGUGUCCCUGAAUGGAGGCGGUCACUACCGUACAGAGUUCUAUCCCCGGGAAGAGAGAGAGAUCAGGGAGGAACAGGAGAGAAUCCUGACGGAGGAAAGCGAUUCCAUCAAGAAAAAGGAGGAUGACCUAAAGAAGAAUGUCAAGGGAGAAGAGCUCAACAUGAAGUUGAAGGUGCUAUGGAGAAAAGAGGAGGAGAGUUCAAGAAAAGCAGCAGAAAGGCAGAUCAUCAGAAGGAAUUUUAUCUGGAAGGGUCUAUUCUGUGGGGUACCGUUGUUUCUGUUCCUGCUGGUGGUGGUGGUUUGGUUUUUAAGUCCUGCAAAACAUGACUUAAAUCAAUCAGCCUCAGAGGUAAAUAAUUAAUGUUUAUAGUAGCAAUCAUUUGGAUUGUGAUAUUUCUUGUGAUGUCCUCAACCUUUGCAAGAAAAAUCUUGUUGCUUUCAAAUACUAAAUGAAAAGGAGUCUUCUAUUUCUGCUACAUGUAGCUGAAAUGAUUAUGUGCGUUAUUGCAGAUGUCUUUCAGGUUUAAAGCUUCUUUACAUAAGAACAUUAGCAGGUCUGACUAACUUUUUUUAAAGCUGUCAGUUCAUUUCAUUGAACUACCAUGGACACGUCUUUUUAUGGUCUCUUUUUCACAGAGAUAAUACAAUGUUCUGUUAUUAGACAGAAUCAUUAUCACAACACAAAUACUGAGAAAUCCAAGUUCAAAAUACUGCUAUACAUUUUAAAUUCAGGAGAAAACCACAACAAAAUAAAAUUUGAUAAACUACAUCAUCCAAAUCCUGUGGUUCUCAAGUAUGGAGUUCUUUUGUAUAACCAUUUAUUAAUAAACUAUGUAAUUGUAAUAUGAUACUGAAUGAUGCUGUGGUCCACACCACACCUACUUCCUGAUUGUACAAACUGUAAUCCUACACCCACUUUCUACUGUAAUUCUACACCCACUUUCUGUGUCUUUAAAUAAACAGACAGGUUGUAGUCACACUUGUGUGCUACCCUU
Molecule: messenger RNA, 2802 nt
Organism: Cololabis saira (Pacific saury)
Lineage: Eukaryota; Metazoa; Chordata; Actinopteri; Beloniformes; Belonidae
Exons: 5
Coding region: 123-2168 (681 amino acids)
Molecular function (GO): GTP binding
Source: RefSeq, a predicted model, not a curated record